CUGUCAAAAUAAAACGCAAUGCAAUAAUAAUAGUUGCUUGUGGCGCUUGUCUGAUGCCACGACGGCUUGGAAUGAAUAAUCGUGUACGAAUUGUUGUAGUUGGCGAUUCGGGUGUGGGCAAAACCUGUUUAACGCACCUAAUUGCCCACAAUGAAUCGCUGACACGGCCGGGCUGGACAGUGGGCUGCAAUAUACAGGUGAAGAUUCACGAGUUCAAAGAGGGUACCGCUCGUCAGUGCCCCUAUUUUAUUGAGCUGUUCGAUAUUGGUGGCUCGCUGAGUCACAAGAACACGCGCAGCGUCUUCUACAGUGGCAUUCAUGGCGUUAUUUUGGUACACGAUCUAACCAACGGCAAGUCGCAGGAGCAGCUGCUGGACUGGCUCUAUGAGAUUGUCAACAAGGAUGGCAAGGAUACGUACAAAUGCCGGUGCACCUCCCUACCGCCCUCGCCACAGCCCAACUAUCCAUCGGAUGCCCAUAUGCGAUUCGAUCUCGAGGAAUUUUUGGGCUCCACCCAAAUACCCAUACUGGUAAUGGGCACCAAGUUAGAUUUGAUCGAUGAAAAGCGUCAACCCAAAACAGCUGUGAAAAAGGCCGGCGGUAUAGCUGACAAAUGUGGCGCCGAGGAGAUCUGGCUGAAUUGUCGAAACACACGCAGCUUGGCUGCUGGUACCACCGAUGCGGUUAAGCUGUCACGCUUCCUUGACUGUGUCAUCGAGAAACGUGAAAGCAACGGCGUACCCAGCACCCACCAUGUAAUGGGUACUAAUAUCAUCGAUAGACGACGACCAACUAGCUCACAGUCCACCAUCCCAGAAAUACCGCUGUAUGCGGCAAAAGCGACAACAGACACAAUUGUACCACUGCUGGAAACCAGCGAUCUGAAAUGAGCAACCCAAUUGUAAUUAAAGCAUAAGAAAUAUAAGAAUUACGUCAGUAUA
This is a messenger RNA of Drosophila grimshawi, 941 nucleotides long. RefSeq names its product rab-like protein 3. Gene Ontology annotation, biological process: intracellular protein transport. Gene Ontology annotation, molecular function: GTPase activity. Gene Ontology annotation, cellular component: endomembrane system. The record is from RefSeq and is a predicted model, not a curated record. The transcript has 3 exons. Lineage: Eukaryota; Metazoa; Arthropoda; Insecta; Diptera; Drosophilidae. Bases 54 to 890 code for a protein of 278 amino acids.